Messenger RNA from Conger conger (European conger), 4264 nucleotides. It is a transcript of the gene slc6a9, whose product is annotated as solute carrier family 6 member 9. The record is from RefSeq and is a predicted model, not a curated record. The transcript is spliced from 14 exons. Gene Ontology annotation, cellular component: plasma membrane. Lineage: Eukaryota; Metazoa; Chordata; Actinopteri; Anguilliformes; Congridae. Gene Ontology annotation, biological process: sodium ion transmembrane transport; neurotransmitter transport; synaptic transmission, glycinergic. The coding region runs from base 404 to 2377 and encodes 657 amino acids. Gene Ontology annotation, molecular function: glycine:sodium symporter activity.
AGUCUUCUCUAUGUCUUCUCUAUAGUCAGCCUGCAUUUUAUUAUACAUUUUGACUAUAUUUUGUAAUGCUGAUCCCUCCAUCAAUAUGACAACAUGAGCACAAGGCGACUGGGGCCGAUGGAUUGAGCGCAGAAAAGUUCCUGGAUUAGCGGGAGCGGUGGCACAAACGCGGGGACGGCACUUCUGCGGCAGCCAGCGGCAGCGUGGAGAGGGAGAGACUGAGGGGUGCGGAGCCACACGCCAGCCCCAGCAGCUCACAUCCCCGGCGGACUGGAAGAGACCGAGAGCGAGAGAGAGCCAGAGAGAGAGAGAGAGAGAGAGAGAGAGGAGAGGAAAACGGCAAGGGCUCGGACACCGCAUCCUCACAGAAAAGCUGCCUCUGGCGGGAAAAAGCCACUGAGCAAUGGCGGAGAAACAGUUUGCGGGGAUACUGAAUGGAGCUGUUCCCGGAGAGCCAGUGAAGAGAGAUGAGAACUCGCGGCGAGGAAACUGGGGGAACCAAAUCGAGUUUGUCCUCACCAGCGUGGGCUAUGCGGUGGGACUUGGCAACGUGUGGAGGUUCCCCUAUCUCUGCUACAGAAAUGGAGGCGGUGCCUUCAUGUUCCCGUACUUCAUCAUGCUGGUGUUCUGCGGCAUACCCCUCUUCUUCCUCGAGCUCUCCUUCGGACAGUUCGCCAGCCUGGGGUGCCUGGGGGUGUGGAAGGUCAGCCCCAUGUUCAAAGGGGUAGGCUAUGGCAUGAUGGUGGUGUCCACCUACAUUGGGAUCUACUACAACGUGGUCAUCUGCAUCGCCUUCUACUACUUCUUCAUGUCCAUGACCAACCUGCUGCCCUGGACCUACUGCAACAACCCCUGGAACACGGCGGACUGCAGCGGGGUGGUGGGGCCGUCACGCAUCAACAGCUCCCUGGCCAACGCCUCGGCCGUCAUAUCUGGUGUCACCGAGCUGGUCAACCGCACCAAGAGGACCAGCCCCAGCGAAGAGUACUGGAAACACAAAGUGCUGAACAUCUCGGACGACAUCGGAAAUUUCGGGGAGGUGCGCCUCCCCAUUCUGGGUUGCCUGGCAGUGUCGUGGGUGGUGGUGUUCCUCUGCCUCAUUAGGGGAGUCAAGUCCUCUGGCAAGGUGGUGUACUUCACUGCCACCUUUCCCUACGUGGUGCUGACCAUCCUCUUCAUCAGAGGCAUCACUCUGGAUGGGGCCAUCAAUGGCAUCGCCUACUACCUGACCCCUCAGUGGCAAAAGAUCCUCGACGCCAAGGUUUGGGGAGACGCCGCCUCUCAGAUCUUCUACUCUUUGGGCUGUGCCUGGGGAGGCCUCAUCACCAUGGCAUCCUACAACAAGUUCCACAACAACUGCUACCGAGACAGCAUCAUCAUCAGCAUCACCAACUGCGCUACCAGUGUGUACGCGGGCUUCGUCAUCUUCUCCAUCCUGGGCUUCAUGGCGCACCACCUGGGCGUGGACGUGUCCGAGGUGGCCGACCACGGGCCCGGACUGGCCUUCGUGGCCUACCCAGAGGCCCUCACUCUGCUGCCCAUCUCCCCUCUCUGGUCCCUCCUCUUCUUCUUCAUGCUCAUCCUUCUGGGCCUGGGCACGCAGUUCUGUCUGUUGGAGACCCUGGUCACUGCCAUUGUAGAUGAAAUCGGGACAGACUGGAUCAUCAGGAACAAGACAGUGGUCACAUUGGGAGUGGCUGUUGUAGGCUUUCUCCUGGGAGUGCCACUGACCACUCAGGCUGGGAUCUAUUGGUUGCUGCUAAUGGAUAACUACGCUGCCAGUUUCUCAUUGGUCGUCAUCUCCUGCAUCAUGUGUAUCUGCGUCAUGUACAUAUACGGACACAAGAACUACUUCAAAGAUGUGGAGAUGAUGCUGGGCUUCCCCCCUCCCAUAUUCUUCAGGAUCUGCUGGAGAUUUGUUUCCCCUGUCAUCAUCAGCUUUAUCCUGAUCUUCACCGUCAUCCAGUACAAGCCAAUCACCUACAACGAUUACAUCUACCCAAACUGGUCCCUCAUCAUCGGGUUCUGCAUGGCCCUGUCCUCGGUCAUCUGCAUACCCAUCUACGCCCUCUACAAGAUCGCCAAUUCCGAAGGGUCCACGUUCCUAGAGCGGUUGAAGAGCUCCCUAAAGCCGGACCGGAGCUGGGGCCCGGCCCUCAUGGAGCACCGGAUAGGGCGGUACGCCCCCGCGGGGGCCCUGGGGCCCGACGGCGGUCUGGAGGCGCGAGCUCUGAAGGAGGAGCUGAAGGAGGAGGAGAAGGAGAAGCUGGAUGAGAUCAGCCUGACCAUCCAGGGCAGCAACGGCUCCACACACAACCCCAACCCCAGCCCCAACCCCAGCCCCAGCCCCAACCCCAACCCCAACCCCAGCGCGUAAACAGCCCGCUCCGCCCGGGCCUACACCCUUUCCCAGUGGGGGGAGAGACCAUUCUCGCAGGAGACCUUUACAUAUUGUAAGGGCUUAUUAUUUCUAACCUCUAGAAAAUUGGUCGUCAUCCAAAAUGUUUUAUUUGUCCACAUAAUUUAAUAAUGCAUUUUAUUAUUUUUUAUUUGUUUUCCUUUUCUUUCUUUUUUUUAAACAGAUUUUCUUUUUUUCAUAUGCAUGAAAAUCUACAAAAAAAAAUUAUGUUGCAUACACUGUCUGUACAAAUACACUGUAUUUGCAUACACUGUCUGUGACUAGUGAGCGGGGAGCAUUCAUUUCUCCAAACUGUACAAUAAAAACCAUCCAGAGGUGAUAGCAGGAACGCCACUUGUAACAGGCCAUUUGGGUGUAGAGACAGUGCUAGCUGGUUUAAAGCUGGAGACCAAAUGUUCUUUAGCAUCGACAACACCGACAUGUACAGAUAGCACCUCACUCAGCUGGUUUUUAUGUUAUUUUUUUCUACACCUAUGGUAUAGGAUGGAAUAGUGUUUGGCACCCUGUUCCGUAGUCUCGACUUAGACUGUUGUUCGAAAGCUGCUUUUAAAUUAUUGAGAACAGCAACUAAUGAGUCUAUCCGGAGCCAAGUGCUAUUUCGAUGUGUCCAGUUCAUCUGCUAUUUUUUUUCUUGUUCACACGUGUAGGAAAACGCAAUCAGCUUACCAUACCUUUGUCUGAAGCGCCCUCUAAUGGUGAAAUGGCUUCAUGACUGCUGUGGAUUUCAGUUGGAAAUGUGCUCUUUAAAAUGCCUGUUUUUUUUCUUUUCUUCCAUCGGCCGAUGGCUGGCGGAAUGGCUUUUAACAAGUUCCCACAUAUCCAGACACUGACUGUCAUCCCUAGCAUGUACACAGAUGUCUCCGAGUUAUACCGGUACAAAAGGAUAUUUGACUCCAGCUUUCUAAACAGCUCUCCUGAUUGGUUAAAGCACUUUUUCCCUCCAUGCCCAUUCUCAGGGUCCUAGCAGGUUUGCUUUGAGAACAUGAAAAAUCGCUUUGAUUUGGGGGGAGGGCGGGGUCUAUGAGAGGAGCCUAGACCAGUAGUAACCACGGAAACUAAAACUGUUAGCGGCUGCUCAGGUGCAAAUUCCGUUUGGUCUUCCAGACAUUUUCAUGUGAAAAGCAUCGUGAGAUGAGGUGUCUCAUUUGUGAAGGGAGCACUGGACUUGAUAACCGUAGGAAAUCGUUUACUUGUCUGCACACUAAGGAGACGAUGACCUCUCGUUUCGUAUUAUUAACUGCCCCAAGGCUGGGGGAAGAAGGCAUGUUUACCAAAAACACACAAACGCAUGCGUAGAUCGAUCUGCAGUACCUUUGGUGCCAUUGCGGGAGUAUGGGGUUUUGAUAAAUGUUUGUUUUUUGGGGUUUUUCUUUCCUUUUUUUUUUUUCAAAGGGGUAAAUUAUGCCUUUUGGCUGUUGCAGAGGAAAGUGUUAGCAUUUUAGCUCUUUUUUUCUGUAGCAUUGACGGUCGUAACCAGCCUGAAGGACACAGAACAGACGCAGAAUUGCUCAGUUGGCCAACCCCACCCCAGUUCCCAUCCCCAAGAAAGAAAUGCGGGGUUCUUAGCUCAACGAUAAACAGAGGUCAUUGUUGCAGGAUCAUGAAAUUCACACAUAGUUGUACGUACAAUAGUUUACAUUGUAGUGUUUUCAUUAUUGUAAAGUAACAUAGUAAAUAAUUAUAAAGAAAAAAUGUUUAUUUUGUAAAGAAACUACAGUAUCUUAAGUAAUAAGAGUAAUGUUUACCAUUCCUCAUUUGUGACUUGAUUUUUGUUGAAUUUUUUUGUGUUUUUUUUUUUUUGUGUUGGUUUUCUGGUACAGUGGGGCUGGGUGCUGAGGCAGUCAA